UAAAUGAUUUGAGAAUGACUGGUGUAAGGCCAGUGAUUAAUUAUAUAACAUAUUGGGACAACGUAAAUGAAGGGGAGGAAUCAUUCACGGCGGUAGAGUUCAUCUGUGUGGACGGAAGUUGCUUUUACAAGACGUUGGAACAACGGCGACCUGAUUCUGAAUCUGCAGACAGUUCGGGAGAAAGCAUGGCUGAUCGAAGGAUUCCGCGUAAAAGGGUACCACCCAAUCGCCUUGUUGAGGAAAAUGAGGAAAAUGAUGGAGCAUCAGCAACAGCACCAACUCAACAGGUGUCCCUUCAAAAAAUGAAGGAGGAAAAUGCUUUUUUAAAAGCUAAAAUUAAAUUCUUAGAGGACAAAUGCAAGGACAUCGAAAGUGAGAGAGAUUUCCUGCGUAGCAGUCUGACCAAUGCCUUGUCAGCAAAGGAAGACAUGAUGGGAGCUUCCUGCAAACCCAAAUAUGAUGAUCCUGUGUCACAGUCUUCCAGUACAGAAGAUGACCUUCAUACAGAACGGAAAAAGAAGACAAAGAGUAGAGGAAAAGUUGAGAGGAAAAAAAGACAUCACAAAGUUGACUCAUCGUCCUCCUCUGAAUCAACCUCAUUCUCAUCUCAAUCCUCUUCAUCCCCUGCACCCCGAAAAUCCAGCAAAAACAAGGAUAAAGCCAAGAAAAGGAAUGGGAAAAAAAAGCAGAAAUGCACAAGAGUCUUUCUUCCAGAGCAAGCCAUUAAGAGAUACAAGAAGGUCUUGGGCCAUUUGAAAAGUGGAACAACAAAAACACAGGCGUACUUCAAAUGUGGCGUGGAUAGAAAGACAAUUGUGGAUACUGCUGCAAUUGCAGAGCUCGAAGCAUGUGACAUCGAGGCCUACAAAAAUUUGCGUGGCACCUUCCAAAGAGGACAGAAACUGUCUGAUUUUGCAGAGCGGUGCAGAGAAUUAUGCAGACAGGAGCCAUUGCAAAGCACCAUUGAAGAAAAAAAGAAAGCUGGCAUGCUUAUUGACUUUUGUGAGAGACAAAAAUAACCAACCUAUGUUUAUGCAUGUGUAUGUGUGUUUCUUUGUAUGAUAAAUACCAUUCCAUGCAUGUUCUAGCUCAAUGACUACACACACAGCCACUUUAACUUUAAUAUUUUUUAGGGGUGCACCGAUCGAGAUCGGCCGAUCUUUAUGUGCAUCUCGUCAGUAAAGCCGGUUCUCUAAUCAGCGGUAAAUUCCAUCAGGUGCGUGAUUUCAAAUAGAGAUUUACUACACACAGCCGUUGUUAACUGAGAAGAUGCACAAAUAAACACUGAAAAUGAACGUGGAUUUGCGCAUCUUCUCAGUUAACAACGGCUCUGUGUAGUAACAGCUGCUCUAUGUGAAA
Messenger RNA from Carassius gibelio (silver crucian carp), 1359 nucleotides. RefSeq names its product coiled-coil domain-containing protein 106-like. NCBI's taxonomy places the organism in Eukaryota, Metazoa, Chordata, Actinopteri, Cypriniformes, Cyprinidae. The coding region runs from base 15 to 1019 and encodes 334 amino acids. Gene Ontology annotation, cellular component: nucleoplasm. The record is from RefSeq and is a predicted model, not a curated record. The transcript has 4 exons.